Messenger RNA from Lachancea sp. 'fantastica', 1104 nucleotides. The record is from the annotation of a GenBank genome assembly. Lineage: Eukaryota; Fungi; Ascomycota; Saccharomycetes; Saccharomycetales; Saccharomycetaceae.
AUGCCUCGCAGCUUCAACAUAAGUGUUCCAGCUUCUUCCGCUAAUAUCGGUCCCGGAUACGACGUACUGGGUAUUGGUUUAGCGUUGUACUUGACGCUUGACGUUGAGAUUAAUGCCAAAAACGCGGAAGAUACCAAUUCGGAUCCAAACAACUGCAAAAUCACUUACACUGAGGACAGUGAGGGCUUUGGUAAUGUCCCUUUGAAGUCUGACGAAAACUUGAUCACCAGAACCGCUCUAUACGUGUUGAGAUGCAAUGGGAACAGAUCCUUCCCCUCAGGAACUAAAGUUCAUAUUCAUAAUCCAAUCCCACUGGGACGUGGACUGGGAUCCUCGGGGGCUGCCGUUGUGGCUGGUGUUAUGCUAGGUAACGAAGUGGGUCAACUAGGCUUCUCCAAACAGCGUAUGCUGGACUACUGCUUGAUGAUCGAACGUCAUCCAGACAACAUCACAGCUGCCAUGAUGGGCGGGUUUGUGGGAUCAUUCUUGAGAGAUUUGACGCCCGCAGAAAUGGAGAGACGGGAGAUUCCUUUGAGCGAAGUCUUGGGCGAACCUAGCGGCGGUGAAGACACCGGUUUGGUACCUCCUAGUCCUCCAACUGACAUUGGCCGCCAUGUGCGCUACAACUGGAACAGAGUUAUCAAGUGCAUUGCCAUUAUUCCAGCCUUUGAAGUCUCAACGGCGGAUUCCAGGGGUGUGUUGCCUCAGGCUUACACGGCUAAGGACUUGGUGUUCAAUCUGCAAAGACUAGCCGUGUUGACUACCGCUUUGACUCACUCACCUCCAAACCCAGAAUUGAUUUAUCCAGCAAUGCAGGAUCGUGUCCACCAGCCCUACAGAAAGACUUUGAUCCCGGGGCUCACAGAGAUUCUGUCAAGCGUGACUCCUUCGACGUACCCCGGUCUCUUGGGCAUAUGUCUAUCUGGUGCUGGACCCACCAUCCUCGCCCUAGCGGUAGACAAUUUCGAAGACAUUGCCUUGGAAAUCAUCAACAGAUUCGCCAAGAAAAAGAUCAGCUGCAGCUGGAAGCUACUAGAUCUCGCGUACGAUGGUGCGACGGUUUCCACCGAGAAGGUAAGCAACGACCUCGGUGAGAAAAACUGA